UCGAACUACAAACUUUAGGAGGUGAAGGCUGGUUUGGAAUGGGAUUUGAUCCAUCCGAUAACGGUAUGAAAGGAGCGGAAUUUAUCAUAGGCAUUGUUAAAGAUAAUAAGGUUGAAUUAUCAAAUUAUCGUGCCGCUGAGGCCGGAUAUCAUCCACCUAUAAGAGAAACCUCUGAAGGUCUUGAAAUUAAAAACCCAAAUACAUCAUCAUCUUCUGGUGGCAUUACGACAAUUGAAUUUAGUAGACCUUUAAACCCAUCAGGUCGAAAACAAAUCAAGCGCGGAAAGAUGAAAUAUAUUAUGGCUUACAAUCCAUCAAGCAGCGGAUUUAGUUAUCAUGGAAAUAACCGUCAAUUGGUAUCAAUUAAUUUCUUUACGAACGAAUUUUCUGCAUCAAAUAUCGAAGGAAUACAAAAGACAACGCGACUUUUCCAUGGAAUAGGAAUGAUUUUAACGUGGUGUCUGUUAUUUCCGAUAUCAAUUUACAUUGUUCGAUUUCUUAAACACACCAACAAUUACUUAAAAAUUCAUCGUUUCAUACAAGUGCUUGGAGGUAUUUCAGUAUCUACAUUCGGUGCUGCAGCAAUAGCUACCGUGACAGAAACUAAAACUCCGCACGCAUGGGCGGGUUUAAUCAUAUAUUCUCUUGUAUUUGUCCAAUUGGGUUUGGGGUUGGCGGCUAUUUGGGGACAAGCUGCUGUUGUCUCGGUUAAUCAAGGAUAUCCAAGACUUGCCAAAAGAGUCCAUCAAAUUUUUGGUGCUAGCUUACUUUUGUUUGCUUGUAAAUCAACGUAUUGGAUUGUUGCUUAUUCGAUAUGGAUAUUUAUGUUAAUAAUUACAUUUGUUAUGGGGGAACUAUGGAGGAGAAUGGAAGGGGUAAUUAAAAUAUGUAAUACAGAAGAAGCUAAAGUGGAUGAAAGAAAAUCCAUGUUACAUGGGUAUAUUGAUCACGAAGAUUAUAACAGGCUUCCGGAAUUUACUUGGGAAGAAAUAAAUGAUCGCGUUCAUUCUGGCGCAUACUUGGUUGUAUGUGAUGGAUUGGUAAUUGAUAUUAGAAAAUGGAUUGGAGUUCAUCCGGGUGAUUUUUAUAAUACACAUCAAGAAAAUGAUAUCAAAGAAGAUGUAAUGACAGCAGAUACACCAUUGUUAUCAACUUAUAAAACCAAUAAUAACAGCUCAUCAAUUCUUAAUAAGUAUAGUUCUAUUUUAAAAGGAGAUGGUCCAAACAAAGGUUCCGGUAUAUUGAAGAAUAAAAACGUGGCUAAUGCAGUUGAUAAUCUUAAUAUAAAGUAUUUUUCAAAAUCGCCAUUAGCUAGUCACAGACAUAGUGUAUUUGCAACAAGAAAAUUGGCAAAUAUGACUAUAGGUAAAUUAAAUGAAAACUCUUCAGAAAAGGUAGUUUCACCAAGUUCACCAACAUUUGGACCUAAUAGAGAUACUAAACGCAGAGAUACUAGAUUUUUUGAUGAUGAAUUUGCGACGACCCAAGAAUUAAAUCAGAGAAUUAAAUUUAGUAGAUAUAAAUUAACAAGUAAAUCAGCUGUUAGUGCUAACAAAAAAUACCCAGUUAUGAGAUUGAUAUUUACCAGAGUUCAUCAAGAUAAUAAUGAUUUAUGGAAUGAACCCUUUAUACCUGGACAAUAUAUCGAAGUACAAUCUCGUAUUAAAGGACAGGUUGUCGUUAGAAGUUAUACUCCUAUUGAAGGAAAAUUGUCAAAAUCAUUUUCUAUUUAUGUUAAAGUUUAUCCUAAUGGAUUAAUGUCAAAACAUUUGAAUGAACAAUUGAUAGGGUUCGAAAUUCAAGUUCGUGGACCCUUUGACGUUUCAGAUAGAAUUGGACUCGGUAGUUUACAAGGAGAAACAAUGAGAAGAUCUAGUAUUCUCGUGCCUCCUUCCCCCUUAUCACCAUUAAAAGGUUCUUUGCUAAAUCCAAAUAGUUUUGAUGGAUGUUGGGACGAAUUAUUCAUGAUUUGUGGAGGAACCGGUAUAACUCCAAUGUUGCAGUUAAUUAGAUAUCACCUUGCACAUAUUAACAAUAAUGAUGAAACUGGAAAAAGACAUAGAAGAAUUCAUAUGCAUUUAUUAUUUGGUAAUAGAACUAUCGAAGAUGUAAUUGAUGGUAUAAGAUUAGAAGAAUAUUCAUUUUCAAGUAGAGGAAUGCUUACAAUCAGUUACGUUCUUUCGAACCCACCCGAAGGAUGGUCAGGUUUACAAGGACAAAUUAGCCCGGGAAUAAUACGAAAAUGGUUAAGCGAAGUCAAAGCCAUACCACCAACUACACCCACAUCAUCUGUAUCACAAUUUGGAGAUAUACAUAAGUGCCAUACUUUACGUGCGCAUGGAUAUGAUUUACCUAAACAAACAACGUUAAUAUGUGACGAACCUCCACCAAUACCUGCCAAACCAUCGUUAUCAUCUCGUGAUGAUCUUCUUUCGUCGCCUAAAUAUCAAGGGUACUCUUCACCACAUCAACCAUGUCCUCAAACAAUUACGGAAGAACCAACGUCAAGAGUUAAUCUUCCACAAAUUGAAACAACACGACACAAACCUGCUCCUCUAGAUUCAAAUAGUUUGCAUUCACCAUCACAUAGAUCACCCACUUCAUAUCAUCCAUUAUAUAACCAUGAAGGGCAUGAAGAAAAUCAUGAGAAAAUGCGAGGUUCGACUUCUAAUGCUAUAAUGAAUUUGUCAAACUUUAAAAUUAUAGUGUGUGGUCCACCGGGAAUGAUAACGAUUGUUGAGCAAACAUUAUCUGAAAUGGUGUAUUAA
Funneliformis caledonium is the source of this 2768-nucleotide messenger RNA. Lineage: Eukaryota; Fungi; Glomeromycota; Glomeromycetes; Glomerales; Glomeraceae. The record is from the annotation of a GenBank genome assembly.